AUGGGGGCGACGGUUUGCUCGGAUAUCUCGUUUAACUCCAAACUACUGUUCGUUCUCAUACAGACACCACCGCGUUCGGCUGAAUCAUAAAUUUUUCAGUGAAAAUUUUCAUUCGCAAAUAUUUAGUAGAAAUUAAGAAAUUGCAAUUGGAUUUUGCUAAAAUUUGUUUAAAUGCGGCACUGUGGGCAAUCGAAAGUAAAGACAAUUUGGGAAAAUCUUAUAAAAGGCGUAAAAAAGUUCAGUUUCAUAGAAGUCUGCUGCUAGAAUUGAAAAAGGAAGGAAAUAAAGUGUAAAGUGUAAAGAGUAGAUAGUAGUGGGUGGAAAAAGUGCAGUGCGGCAUGCGGGUCGUACACGCUACACAGUGAAGUGGAAGUGCGUAAACGACAAAGGCAACAAAGACGACAGCGGAGAGUGAAAUGAAUUGGAGCUGAGUGGGAGUUCGAAAAAUAGGAAGCAGUGUAAUACAUUGUAAGCAGAUAAAGUUGAACGGGGGGGCCGGCCGUAGUAGGAGUACAUAUUGUGGCGGAUUGGAGCAGAAAUUGCAAAAGAGAGCGUGGGAGGAUGAGAUACGAACGAAUUGUUGAAGAACGGGUGAAUAACGAGAGUUAAAUAAAGCGGAAGAAGGAGAAGAACGCAUUUAUGAAUAUACUGCGAAUACGAGCGAUAAAAAGCAAAAGGCAAAACGAAAGAGUAUAUUGCGCUGGAGUAGACGAAAGAUAAGGGAAAAGCAAGCACACACAAAUAGACGACGAACUACACCCAAAAAAAGUGCUACCAACAGCAACGGGAACAGAGGAGCAGAAGUGUUGAAAAAUAACAUUAAAGUAUAGACGAAAAACAGGAAUAUUACAAAAUUAAUUCCUUUAUUGCACUUUUAAGUACUUAAGUGUAUGCCUGAGUGCAAGCGUAUGCAUGCGUGUGUGUGUGUGUGAGUUUUAAAUUCACAUGUACAUAUAACUACAAACAAAUGUAUGUGGGCAGAGGCGUAGUUGCACAAACGAAACGGAACGAAAACCUCACAUAUGUAUCUACAAACAUACAUAAAUAGCGUGUAGCUGUAGCUGUCGUAAAGCGGCUAACCGAUAAGUGGAAGUGCAAGUUAUACCUGUGCCACCCACACAAAUGCGGCACCCUGUUCAACUCUUCUGCCGGAUACGCGAAACCCAGCUGGGAAUGGUCGAUAUGAACUGCAGUGUACGAAAUAGCCAGUAAAAGUGCAGUGUAAGCAAUUAAAUUGGGUUUAACGAUAAUUUUCGUAUGUGUUCAAAGUGAAUGAAUUCGUUCGAUAUUCAGUAUUUGUUCGUUCGAAACUGAAAACGCAUAAAUUGUGGAAUUUCGCGUUAAUCUUAUAUUUUUUCGUAAUGUAAAUUUACCAGCGUUGGCUAUUUAUAUAUAUUUUUUUGAAUUAAGAAUUGUACGUGCCAUAUAUUUUGUACAAACCCCGAUACCAACCCAUUCGAAGGCUUUGCUGCCUCAACAACAGCAGCAACAACUCAAGCACUCGCACACUACUUAUCGGUGUUUUUUGGUAUUUUGUUUUGUUAGAAUAUGGAUUGCAGUCUUGCAGAACAAAAUUCCGUGAAUUCCUUGGACGAAACUAUUAGAAGUCUCACGCAACUAGCCUCUAGCGGCAGCCCAUUGCGGCGCGAAAACACUUUUACAUCGGCUACAGCCCAACAAGUGACAGUCUUAUCGUCGUCGCCAUCGUCUGCGGCGGCGGCGAUACAAACUGCGGCUGCCAUCAGGCUGCGCAAGUACAGCGAUCGUUGUCUGACCACAGCUGAAGCUAAAUCGCACACCUAUCGCAUCUCAAUGGCGAACUUGGAGGAGACACAGGAGUCCGAAUUGGAUAUGAUAUUGGGUGAGCUGAGCCUACUGGAGGCGCAAAUCAAUUGCGGCGAUGCAGCUUUUCUACCCGGUUGUGGUAUGCCUGGUCCGCAACAACUUGCAAAUCCAUCAUCCGGCAUAGGCAUGGGGACAGGGCCACCUACACGCACACAUUCGCGCACGAAUUCCACUAUUUCAGGUGCCACGACCAUUUCAAUAUCCGGUUCGUCAGAGUGUGGCAGCAGCGCUACCACACACUCGUUGGCCUCUUCCUCGGGCGUUUCGGAGAAUGGUCAGAGUAGUAUUGGUGGUGGCAGCAGCGUGGGCAGCGUGAUGGGCGUCAGUAUUGGCAGUGUAGGUGGCGUUGGUGGCAGUGUUGUAGGAACUAUGCGGGAACCGCGCACCGAGUCGCCGGACAAUGAUUCCGCUUUUAGUGACACCGUUUCGCUGUUAUCCAGCGAGUCAUCAGCCUCGAGCAGCGCUAGCUCAGCGCUGCAUCACAAGCAGAUGCAACAACUGCAGCAACACCAACAGUUGCAAUAUAUGCAGCAGCAACUGAGCGGCACCACGCUGAGCAGUAGCAAGGCGGCCAAAAUACAAUUGGCGCUGCACAAAUUGGAGCAUCCAUCCAUUCGACGGUUGUUCGUUAAGGCCUUUACUUCCGACGGUGCAUCGAAAUCGUUGUUGGUAGACGAGCGCAUGACGUGCGGCCACGUGACACGGCUAUUGGCCGACAAAAAUCACGUGCACAUGCAGGCGAACUGGGCUUUGGUGGAGAACUUGGGCGAUCUCCAAAUGGAACGCCUAUUUGAGGAUCAUGAAUUGUUGGUGGAUAAUUUGAUGACCUGGAACUCGGAUGCGGGGAAUCGCGUACUUUUUCAGCAGCGCAGCGACAAGGUUUCGCUUUUUGCGAAGCCGGAAAUCUACUUGCCCGGUCCACAAAUGGCGCCUGGCAGUCAACACGAUGAGCAUACGCGUGCCAUGCUGCUUGAGGAAUUCUUCGAAACUAACUCGCAGUUGCAAGUGGACGGUCCUCUGUAUAUGAAGGCCGAUUCCAAGAAAGGCUGGAAACGUUACCAUUUUGUUCUGCGCUCCUCGGGUCUGUACUAUUUUCCGAAAGAGAAGACGAAGAACACGCGCGAUUUGGCUUGUUUAACGCUUUUCAAUGGCUAUAAUGUGUAUCGCGGCUUGGGUUGGAAGAAGAAAUGGAAGGCACCCACUGAUUAUACGUUCGGCUUUAAGUCGGCCGUUGACUCUUCGUUGGGCAAGACAUGUCGCACACUGAAAAUGCUUUGUGCUGAAGAUUUAGAGACGAUGGAGAAGUGGAUUACGGCUAUACGAAUUUCGAAAUACGGCAAGCAGCUGUGGGAGAACCACAAAACGCUCAUGGAUGAUCUCAGCUUGGGCGAUGUGAUGUCGCAAACCAGUUUCGGCGUGUCGAUGCGUAGCGAAUCGAUUAGUAGCAUCUCAUCGGCUGUUCCCUCACAAUGUGGCAGCGUCUCAUCUGCUGUCUCGAGCAUGUCCAAUUCGAGUGGUCGCGUCUCGCGCGCUUCCUCGUCUUCGUCGAGCGGCUGCCUCUCGGAUGACAACAAUGGCUUCGACUCCGAAUUCACCACGGGCACUAUUAAACGCAAGCCCUCAAUGAAACCCAACCUGCCAUUGACCACCAUGACGCGCCAGUUGAAAGAGGUAGGCGAAAUUACGAUUUGCGAGGGAAGCGGCGUUGAUGUGCAGGAUGCAGCCUCGCCGGAGCGCAGCGGCACCUUAACGCGCCGCCACAGUCGCCGCAAAUCGCAAGAGAGCAACGGUAGCGGCACACUAAAGCGACGCCAGCCGCCAGCAGCCGUGGCGAAGCGUGGUUCGGCGGAAAGCAUGAAUGCAACCGCUUGUAAUUCGUCUGGUUCCUCCAACUCCACACCCACACCGACGCCCAGUAUUUGCGCUAAGCCUUUGUUGGAAUACGAAGCUGCGCGCACUACAGCCGUGAACGACACAGGCGUUGUGGCGAAUUGCAUGUCUUCAUCUACCCUUUCGCUAGAUUCUCUACCGCCACCACCACCCCCGCCGCCGCUUGUCGACGAACACGAAAUAUAUGGCUCACAGCUUUCGCUGGUCUCAUUGCCACCACCACCACCGCCAGAAGAGGUGAUGGUAUAUCAGCAGCCGAUACAGCAAUACGCAAUGGUUGGCGGAAAAGCGAACGGCAUGCCACCUGCAGUGCCUGCGAAACCACUAAAACAGCAGCAAACGCCUGUAAAGGGACCAGCGCCACCAUAUAAGGCACCACCAGAGUAUGUGGGUCAAGUGCACAAUCAGCAUAUGAACAACAGCAGCAAUAUUAACAACAACAGUGGUAUUAAUGCGGCUGUGGCCGCUGGUCUGCCACCUCCUCCGCCACCUUCGAAUACCGGCACACAAAAGAAAGUCUCUUUUGCCGAUUCGCCAGUACUGCUGCGUCGCAAAAUGUGCUCACCGGAGCCACCAGCGAGUCUAAUGCAACAUCAGCAGCAGCAAUUGCAAAUGCACGCGCAACCCAUCUACGGUUACACGCCCUGUCCGUUGCCACCGCCACGCGCCGAUAUGACACGGCUUUCGACGAAUUCCUCAAAUUGCAGUUCAAUUGACUUCGGCUCGCCCAAGCGACUGCAAGAAUCCACCUCGAAUCCGCCCCGAGACUUUCUCAAGGAUCUGCAGCGCGUCAUGCGCAAAAAAUGGCAGGUGGCACAAAAAUGCAAACUUGAACCAGCCACAACGCCGCACGAAGUGCUUGGCUUUCGCGAUUUCAAUGACGAGCUGCACAACUUGAAUGCAUCCGCCACCACACACUACUACCGCGAAACGGCGAAUGUGAGCAACUGGGUGCAGGAGCAUUAUGGCGCCGGCGCACCACCACCACCGCUCAGCGAAUAUGCGCUCUACGAAAAUUUGCAUGCUACCGACGCGCCGAACGGCAUGGCCGGCACGGCGGUGAUGAUGGAGCCGCAGUUCCCCAUGGCUGGGGCGGCGGUGGCUGCUGCAGCUGCGCAACGCAAGAAGCGGCCACCGCCGCCACCACCCAAACGCAGCGAUUCAACGCAACUGACGCACAGGGUUUAGGGAUGUGGCGGAGGCCAACGACGCAGGCAUUGGUUUCUGUGCGGUUGGUAAAAAUACAAAAGUGAAAGCGAAUCGAGGAACAGGUGCAGUAAGAGAAACUGCCGACGCAGAGUGACAGAGCGGGAAAGAAGCAAAGUGAGCGAAAAAAUGCGAACGAUAACAACAAAGAUGUUUACUAAAGCAAAAUAUAGAGAUUUUUUUAGCGAAACUAGAAUGGUUCAAAAUCUGUAGUACUACGAGCCCAGUUGCUAAACGGAUUUGGCGGCAAUUCACACAAAACAUGUCCUUUAUAUGUAGUUUAUAUUAAGCUAUAUAAAAAAUUAACAAAUUUUUAUAUAUAUUUACACGCUUAUACAUACAAACAUAUAUGGACGUCUACUUAUUGAGCAAUAGUGAGCUUAAGUGAAAAGCGAGUUUGCGCGAAAUGCGUUUAAAGGAUAUACAAAUAAUAAACAAAAUAAUCGAAUUGCUUUCAAAAUGUCUACGCCUAGGAAUUGUACAAUAUGCCAUACUAUUUGAUAGAAGCAGGAAAGAGCAUUUUGUGAACAGGGAUACCAAGAAACCUGUAAAAGUUUCACGUUUUUAAGCAUAAUUAUUAAUUAUCAUAUCUAUAUCAUAAAUAUAUUUGUGGAACACAGGUACACGUUGCUGUUAGGUAAACCAAAAGUAGAAUUUUUUCGAAAUGAAAAUCCUCAUAACACAAAAAUUUGCUACAUAUUGCGAAAAUCCAUUUUCCAUUCCAGUUAUAUUAAAAAGUACUCGAAACGCGCUUACAAUUCUUUGUGUACACAUAUUGGUAGCACUUAAAAAUACUGUUUUUCGAAAACUUUACGAAUUCUAGAGAACACUAUAUUGUAUUUACUAAUAAAAAUGUGAGUAAAAUUACUUGUGCGCAUUUGCAAAUACAAAAAAGUAUUUUUUUCGCAAACUCUACACAACUCUCCACCCAGCUAAAAAUGUGCGUAAAAUUGUUUGUUCACGUUUGCAAACACAAACAAUUUUUUUUCGCAAACUCUACACAACUCUCCACUCAGCUAAUUAUUAAUGGAAAUGUGCGUAAAAUUGUUUGUUCACAUUUGCAAACACCUGCACAUUGAUUUUCUUAAACUCUACAAAACUCUCCGCUCGUUUUUUUGUGCCCCAAUAAAGUUCCAAAUUCCUAAAUGUGGCUUAUGGUUUGCAGAGCAUUUAAGAAUACUAAGAAUUUUAAAAGUAUCCUAAACUCUCCGCCCCCACACUGCUUAGUCUUCUUGUCGAAGUAGUACUAUCCAAUAUCCAAAGUAAAAUGUUACGCGAAUUUUGUACUUUAGCAAAUUUUUUUAAGCAAAAUUUAAAAACAAAUUUAAUUAAAAACGAAAUUAUGCAAUACUUUUUUUUUUUCAUUACGAGAAAAAUGAAAAAAUAACACGAAUUUUGUUUGCUUGUUUAGUGAAAAAUGGCAAAUAUUUGCUAAUUUCUAGCUGCAUGUAACAUAAAUGCAAUGAUUAUUUGAACUUAUUGAAUCUCCACUAAACUCUACACCUACACUAUAUUGUAAAUUAAAGAACUUUUGCAUGCUAAACCGAAAAAAUAUGUACUUUAUCCAGAUAAUGCUUGAAAUGAAAUUUACCGCCUUACGAUUUAGAAGCGAAAAUUAGGGCUUAGUUUUUAAGAAAAAGAAGAGUUUUAAAAAUACAAUUUUUCAAUAUAAAAUUGGCGUCUCCACUUUACUCUUGUAUGUGCGUGUACUUAUUUAAGUGGAACUCUAUAGGAAAUUAUGAAAAUUGAAAAAAAAAAAUCGCCAGAGAAAUGUAUUGCUGGAGUUAUUUGAUGCAUAAAAAAUAGGUGGAUUUUGCAAUUUAGCAAAAAAAAAAAGUGUGCUAAAAAAUUUGCGGUCAUGCGCUUCAAACUUGCUUUUCCAUUAAAUUUAUGCAGCAAAAACAUUUAUGCAUGUGUAAAAAAGGAAAAAAAGAAUAUGGUAGUAAUUAAAUUGUUCCUAAGCAAAAGCAUUUCACUUGAAACAUGAAAAAAUAUAUAUGAAGAAUAAAAGAAUUACAUUUUUAAGAAAUACUAAAUAGAAUUAAUAUUAAUUGUAAAAACGCUAAACCGAUUGGCAGUUAAAAGUUUUUAUAAAUAUAUUUAAAUUGAUUAUUGUGCGAAUCGUACGACGAAACGCAGUAAAUUACAGGCAUGCAAUUUAAAGUAAAAAUAAAACAUAAAAUAGAAUGCAAUUUGUACUUUUUCAAAAUAAGCUAACAACAAAAAUAAAAACAAAAACUUUAUAUUGUAAAAUUUAGUUAAUACCGCUUUGUACAGUUAUUAAAAAAAAAUAUAUAUGAAAAUAUCGGUGUACUCCACUUUUUCUACUGCAAAACGCGUCAUAGCAAUUUUAGUUCGUUGAAAGAAAAAGUUACUCUUAAACAAAUACUAAAUAAUAAAAUAAUGAAAAGAAGUAAGUUAUUAAUAAAAUAUUAUUAUGCUAAAUGAACAAAAGAAGAAAAUAAAUUCAUAAAAUAAAUAAAGAUAAUUUUUUAAAUUGAUACAAAUAAGUAAAAAAAAAAAUCAAAGUACAUGCGUCAUUUGUUGCACAAAGACACAUUUGAUGCAUUUGAACUAAGUAAUUACUUAAAAAAUAAUUUUAUAAAAAUAUAUUUAAUUAAUAAAAAAUUUGUAUACCACAAAUUUUUGUAAAUGCCAUACAAAAGCAGUUUAUCGAAUACAAACCACUACUACAUACUGUGUACACAUAAACAAAUUUUACUACAUAAAUAUAAUAAUAAAGCAAGCAUUUUGAGCGCUUGCCUCGUAUCUCAAAUAUUCGUUUAAGAAAUGAAAGUUAUUUUAAUUUAUUAUUUUUUUCGUUUUUUGCUUUUUUAUAAAAUAAUUAUUGUUUGGCGUGCUGUUUUAUAUGGAAAUUUUACGCACUGAAAAAAUACUGAGUGGAACAUUCAACCUGUGCAAAAACAAAAUUUUUAUAAAAUAAUUUUUUUUUGCUUUGUUAAAGCGCCAAAUAUUGUUUUGAAAUGUGGACAUUUUUACAUUUUAUUAUUAAUGGCGUUGCAAUUUACAUUAUGAAUUCAUUAAUUCAAAUUCAAAAUUUCGAAUACACGCGUGUGCCGAAAAAAGGAUUGAUUCAAAUAAGAGCGAAUUUUAAAAUUGAAACUAAAAAAAAAACAAGCAGUUUUUAAAAAAGUGCAUGAGAAUGCAGAUUUUAAAUAUAUUCUAGAUUUCUAUUUUAAAAUUGUUUUGGAAGUUUGCUUUCAAUGAAUAUUUAAAAGGGAAAAGCAAAAAGGUUUUGGCAA
This is a messenger RNA of Anastrepha obliqua, 8204 nucleotides long. RefSeq names its product ras-associated and pleckstrin homology domains-containing protein 1 (gene pico). Gene Ontology annotation, biological process: signal transduction. The record is from RefSeq and is a predicted model, not a curated record. The coding region runs from base 1549 to 4923 and encodes 1124 amino acids. The transcript has 3 exons. Lineage: Eukaryota; Metazoa; Arthropoda; Insecta; Diptera; Tephritidae.